This is a messenger RNA of Triticum aestivum (bread wheat), 1477 nucleotides long. Its product is annotated as putative protein TPRXL. Bases 53 to 1171 code for a protein of 372 amino acids. The record is from RefSeq and is a predicted model, not a curated record. The transcript has 3 exons. Lineage: Eukaryota; Viridiplantae; Streptophyta; Magnoliopsida; Poales; Poaceae.
CCGCCUUCCCCACCAAUUCUUCAUACUCCCGCCAAUCCCAACGGCCGCUUCCAUGGCUUCCUCCUCCUCCUCCUCCUCCUCCUCCUCCUCGCUGUCCUCCAUGAGCUCCUCCUCCUCCUCCGCCAUGUCGUCCGCGAGUUCCUCCUCCUCCCCCACGCGCGCCGCCUCCUCCUCCUCGCCGCCCCCCGCCCACGCCGCGCCGGCCCCUGCCCCCGCCCCGCCGGUGCCCAGCCUCCUCGACGACACCUCUUUUCCGCCUCUGGGUACCGCGCCACCGCGUCCUCCGAGGAGCGGGAGAGUUGCGCGGCCGCUGAGGAACGCCAAGGACCGACGGGAACGAGGGAAGGCUCCCAGCUACUCCUUCGACAGGGACACCGUCAAGUUCUCGAUUGACUCGCUCUGCGGGCGAGCGGACGAUACCGCGCCAGGUACAGCGGCCACAGCCGACGCGGCCGAGGGGGGCGAUACCGCGGCGGAGACCGCGGCCUCCGACGAGGAGCUCGAUGCCGAGGCGGAGAAGACCUCGGACACGGCCGAGGCGGGCGGUACCGCGCAGGCGACCAUCUCCGCGCGCCCGCCGAUCUGCGCGUCUCCGGGAAGCCUCGCCGAAGCGGCGGCACUUCUCUCAGGGGCGCCCACCCUCUCGCCAGCUGCGCAGGCGUUCGGCGGCUACAGGUUCGGCACCACCUUCGGCGACUUCUUCCAGGACCUCGAGGCGCUCCAGGGUGAGCCGCAGGACGUCGAGGCGCUCCAGGUCGAGCCGCCGCCGCCCCGCGACCUCAGCCUGGUGCCUACGGGGCCGCCGUCCCAGUUCGUGGCGCCGCGCCUCGCCCACUACGGCAACGCGACGCGCCCGAUGCAGUUCGCGGCGCCGCCACAGCACAUGCGCUUCCACCUCUCCGCACCUGGGCGCCCGGCGCUGUUCAUCGACGUACAGUGGCGCUACAAGGUGACGCCUCCGCACCUCCCGCACCACCCACAGGGGGCGCUGCAGCUCUACGGGCAUCCUCCGGUGCCGCCAGUCGGCCAGGUAGGCAGCCCGUGUUGGGAUUGCCAGGCCCGGCCGGCGGAGCGGCCGUUUCCGUGCGGCCACGUCUUCCUCUGCCGCCCGUGCUACAAGCGCCGCAUCUCGUGUCCGUGCUGCGCCGGCUGGGUUCCCUCGCCUUUCUGAAGUUUCCUCUAAUUCAGCCUAUGAUGAGCUGCUAUACCCGGAUGUCGACGCAGAGUAGAGGAAGAUCUGAAUGGGAGUUCUUCACAAGUACUGGAUACAAUGACAGCAGAACUGGACGCCUACUUUUGCCUACAGAAAAGAUAGAUAUGGGUCUCGAAAAAUGCAAUCAGUAGAUCUCGAUUAAACUCGCUUCGUUCCGUCGACAGAACAUGUGUUUUGGCCUCACAGUCCUAUGAUUCAGGACUGCUGAAAUUGUUGACGUUGGAUGUAGUCGCUUUUCUGACAUCCAUCUCUGUAAUGUGAGUU